UAUAAAUAAAUGAAUGAGUUCAUUGAGGGGUGUGGCAACAAGUAUAUGUGAUGAUCAAAGUAAAUAUGAUGUUAUUGUCAUUGGAGGAGGUCAUGCAGGAACAGAAGCAUGUGCUGCAGCUGCACGCAUGGGUGCAAGAACAUUGCUUGUUACCCACAAAAAAAGCACAGUUGGCGAGAUGUCAUGUAAUCCCUCAUUUGGAGGAAUUGGAAAAGGACAUCUUAUGAGAGAAAUAGAUGCUCUUGAUGGUGUGUGUGGACGUAUCUGUGAUAUGUCAGGAGUGCACUAUAAAAUAUUAAAUAAGAGGAAAGGUCCAGCUGUGUGGGGUCUCAGAGCACAAAUAGACAGGAGCCUUUACAAGAAACACUUACAAACUGAACUUUUUAAUACUCCUGGUCUGCAAAUUCAUGAAGCAGCAGUGGAAGACCUUUUGUUAAAUGAUUAUUAUGACAAGUGCUGUGGAAUUAUAUUGAAGGAUGGUACAAAAAUUUACAGCGAUUCAGUUGUUAUUACAACUGGAACGUUCUUAAAAGGACAAAUAAACAUUGGCCUAGAAAUCAGACCAGCAGGAAGAUUGGAUGAUGAGCCAAGUAUAGGAUUAGCGAAUACACUUGAACGUUUAGGCUUCAGAAUGGGGAGAUUAAAAACUGGUACACCACCACGGCUCGAAAAAGCAUCAUUAGACUUUUCAAAAUGUAUCAGACAAUCAGCAGAUGAAAUCCCUGAACCAUUUUCUUUCAUGAACGACUCUGUGUGGAUAGAUCCAAAGAAACAAGUGUAUUGUCACUUGACUCAUACUAAUGAACAAGUGGCAAAAAUAGUUAGAGAUAAUAUGCAUUGCAAUAGACACGUGACUGAAGAAAUUACAGGUCCCAGGUACUGUCCAAGCAUAGAAAGUAAAAUAUUAAAGUUUUCGAAGAUAGUUCAUCAAAUAUGGCUGGAACCAGAAGGUAUUGACUCUCCUCUAAUAUAUCCUCAAGGAUUAUCUUGCACAUUGCCUGCAGAAAAACAGGAGGAGCUCAUUCAUUGUAUUCCCGGAUUAGAAAAUGCCAAAAUGGUAAGACCUGGUUACGGAGUUGAAUACGACUACAUUGAUUCCAAAGAGUUAACUUCAGCAUUAGAAACUAAAAAAAUUAAUGGACUUUUCCUAGCUGGUCAAAUUAAUGGUACUACUGGUUACGAAGAGGCCGCUGCUCAAGGUAUCGUGGCUGGUAUCAACGCCGCUGCUAAGGCUCUACACAGACCACCUCUUACCAUGAGUCGAACGGAGGGUUACAUAGGAGUCCUCAUUGACGACUUGACGACGAAUGGUACAACAGAGCCUUACAGAAUGUUCACAUCGAGAGCCGAGUUCCGAGUGAGUUUGCGUCCCGACAAUGCCGACGAGCGGCUAACUCGAAAAGGCUACGAGAUCGGCUGCGUGUCCGAGGAAAGGUGGAGAAGAACCGAAAGCAUGUUGCAAUUGCUUUACGAGACUAUUGGCAUAAUGAAGGAAAAAAAGAUGUCGUAUUGCGAUUGGCAGAGACUUAUGAAAAUGCGAGACCACAAGAGAAAUGAUCCGCGUUCGGCGUUUAAUUUGAUGCGCGACGAGAACAUUAGUUUCGAUGAAAUAGCAACUCACAUUCCAGAACUCGGACACUUGCGAGGAAAUCAUAAAUUGGGUCAGAGAAUAUUCAUCGAAUCUUCGUAUGAUCACGCCGUUGAAGAACAGAAACGAGAAGUCGAGGAGAUAAGAAAAAACGAAAAUCUACUGCUACCUCUAGACAUCGACUACAAAAGCUCACUUUUGAAUCUCAGUAUCGAAGAUCGAGAAAAACUAUCGGCAGUAAAGCCUCAGACGAUUGCGGCAGCCUAUAACAUACCCGGAGUAAAACCAUCCGCCGUCCUGCAACUGUACUAUUUUGUGAAAAGAAGCGAACAGCAACUUACUUUUGCAAAUUGUUAA
Messenger RNA from Copidosoma floridanum, 1945 nucleotides. RefSeq names its product 5-taurinomethyluridine-[tRNA] synthase subunit MTO1, mitochondrial. Gene Ontology annotation, cellular component: cytosol. Gene Ontology annotation, biological process: tRNA wobble uridine modification; tRNA methylation. The record is from RefSeq and is a predicted model, not a curated record. Lineage: Eukaryota; Metazoa; Arthropoda; Insecta; Hymenoptera; Encyrtidae. Gene Ontology annotation, molecular function: flavin adenine dinucleotide binding.